This is a messenger RNA of Umbelopsis ramanniana AG, 348 nucleotides long. RefSeq lists its product as uncharacterized. Lineage: Eukaryota; Fungi; Mucoromycota; Umbelopsidomycetes; Umbelopsidales; Umbelopsidaceae. The record is from RefSeq and is a predicted model, not a curated record. The transcript is spliced from 3 exons. The annotation marks the transcript as partial.
UUCAUUUUCUCCGGUGAAUGCCUAAGUUAUAUAGACUCAAACUCGCCCUGCGACAUCUACGCGCUCUCCAGUAUACUGCCGAAGAUGUAUGCCAUUUGUUUUUAUGACAAAAAUACGCAAUUAGGCUAUAGUGAGCUGCUUGAUGUCGACUGCAAAGAGAUACUGUACUUUAUGCUCGUAUAUUAAAAAUGAAUUCAGAAUACCGGCUAAAGAUGCUCGUUCAUGAAAAAUGAAAGCACCCAUUCUUAGAACCAUAUCCGCUAUGAAGAGUGUCAACGCCUACCAAAUUAGAGAAACAUACCUCAUGUUACCAAUGGUUUGAGCGAAUUAUCGUUCAGAAAUAAAAAU